Molecule: messenger RNA, 1781 nt
Organism: Drosophila persimilis
Lineage: Eukaryota; Metazoa; Arthropoda; Insecta; Diptera; Drosophilidae
Product: Na(+)/H(+) exchange regulatory cofactor NHE-RF1
Exons: 2
Coding region: 416-1384 (322 amino acids)
Biological process (GO): protein localization to plasma membrane
Cellular component (GO): apical plasma membrane
Molecular function (GO): protein binding; protein-membrane adaptor activity
Source: RefSeq, a predicted model, not a curated record
AGCGUUAACAAGUUCCCAACGGAUCGAGCGCGCAACAACCACCACCAACCACUCCACUCCACUCACUCUCCCUCUCUCUGUCUCUCGCGUGCGGAGCUCUCUCGGGUCGUGGAACAUCAACAGUUAUUUUUACUACACCGCCGAGAGUGUGUGUUUCGUGUGCUUCGCUUCUCUCGGUCGCGUCGCUGCCAGCAGCUCCUUCAUUAAAAGAUAAGCAAGGCUUAAAAAGCAACAACAACGCGUGUGUGUCGUGGCUGUGUGACAGCGUUUGCAUACAAAAAGCAACAGCAACAGCAGCUUCAAGCAGAGCAGCAGCCAGCAGUAGCAGCAGCAGCAGAAGAAGAGGAGGCGAAAGAAGAGCAGCAAAAACAAGCGUACACUGAAAGGGAAUCUAUUUGCCUGAACAAACGCCAUAAUGUCGACACCAACAUCACCGAAGACACCCACGCCACCCACAUUGCCGCCGGGUGUGACCAAGACCUGUCACAUAGUGAAGCGACCCGAUUUCGAUGGCUAUGGCUUCAACCUGCACUCGGAGAAGGUGAAGCCGGGACAGUUUAUCGGAAAGGUGGACGCCAAGUCGCCGGCAGAGUCUGCUGGCCUCAAGGAGGGCGAUCGCAUCCUGGAGGUGAACGGUGUCUCCAUUGGCAGCGAGACACACAAGCAGGUGGUGGCCCGGAUCAAGGCGAUUGCCAACGAGGUGCGCCUCCUGCUGAUCGAUGUGGAUGGCAAGCCCAUAGAUGUGUCGCCGCCCUCGCCAUCGGCCCUUUCCAAUUGCAGCGAACCAACGAAUGGCAAUGGCAAUGGCAAUCCGAAUGUGAACGGUAAUGGCUAUGAGGGAACCAAGCAGGAGAUGCCCGGUGCCAGCGCCAACAUCAGCAGCAUCAGCAUGGUGAGCAUGAAGCGAUCCUCAAAUGCCAGCAGCAUCCAGAGCGGCAGCACCAUGAAUGCCAGCGACCUGGAUGUGGUGGACAGGGGCAUUCCUCCGCCGGUGGCUGCCGUCGUCGCUUCUCCCCAGCAGAAUGGUAGCAAACCGUCAUCGCCGUCGCCGAUCAACAACAACACCCUGAUGAGCACGCCGCCGCCACCAUCGGCCGCGGUGGCCUCCAUGAACAGCAACGGCAAUGUGUACAGCAGUUCCAAUGGCAACACAAAUGGCACGGCCUCGCCCACAGCCUCGCCCACUCCCACAGCCAUGACAGCGCCCCAGACAACAGCUCCUAUGACGGCGGCUGCGGGAGCGGCAGGAAACCGGGCGGGCAGCCUGAACCUCCCACUGACGGUGGCCGAGAUGCGGGCCAAGCUUGCCUCCAAGAAGAAGUACGAUCCGAAGAACGAGAGCGUCGACCUCAAGAAGAAGUUCGAGAUCAUCCAGAAGCUCUGAGCGGAGUCCACGAAAGCCACCCGUACUUGUUAUAAAUUUACACGAAGCAAACAACCGAAAACGGUUCGUCACAAGGAGCAGCUGCAGGAGGAACAUAUAUAAUGUUUAACUAUUUAGUACGAGUCACUUAUUAACUAAGCAAGUUUUUAAUUAUUAUCCAUUAAGCAGGCGCGAUAAAGGACAGCGCUAGAGAGAAGCCACUUUUGACGUAGAAAAGCCAAGAGAAUAUGUACCAUAUACACAUAUAUCCACGAUAUACGAUAUAGACAUCUUUUCAAGCUAUAAUAUUUUGCAUUGUAGUUCAUUGAACAACUUUCCGUUGAGUAUGUAUUUAGUUUUGCGUAUUUUUUCCACAGUAAAUAAAGCAAAAUUAAAAAAAAGAAUUAUGUACAAGCGA